Exophiala mesophila is the source of this 2625-nucleotide messenger RNA. RefSeq lists its product as uncharacterized. The record is from RefSeq and is a predicted model, not a curated record. The transcript is spliced from 13 exons. Gene Ontology annotation, biological process: chromatin organization. The coding region runs from base 1 to 2625 and encodes 874 amino acids. Gene Ontology annotation, cellular component: histone deacetylase complex. Gene Ontology annotation, molecular function: histone deacetylase activity. NCBI's taxonomy places the organism in Eukaryota, Fungi, Ascomycota, Eurotiomycetes, Chaetothyriales, Herpotrichiellaceae.
AUGGCUCAGACCCCGGCAGGUCCAGGUGUCGACGCCUUCAGACUUCCAAGACCUGUGCCGCAAGUACGAGAACCCCGCUCAACCAGCAAUGACACGCCUAUGCGUGAGACCCCGGACAUUUCGACUGAAGUUGGAAUUCAUUUAAAGCUGGAGACCUCCGACGAGGACGACGACUACGAAGACAGUCUUCUCUCUGAUAGCUCUUCUGGUCUCGAAGAUGGCUUUCCCCCUUCAAAGAAAGGGCUUCCCAUCUCGCAGCUUCGCACUGGGCUGUGUUAUGAUGAGCGCAUGCGCUAUCAUUCCGAAAUCGCAGCUACCAGUGGCGAAAAUGUUCACCCCGAGGACCCUCGCCGUAUCUACUACAUCUACAAGGAGCUUCGCGAGGCUGGUCUUGUCGAAGAACCUGGGGUCGUCCCUUUCGUCGAGCAUCCUCUAUUAAGGAUUGAAGCACGUGAAGCGACAAAGAAAGAAUGUCUCCUUAUCCAUACUGACGAACAUUAUGAAUUCGUCAAGUCUACAGCAGAAAUGAGUGACGAAAGCCUCAUUGACUUGUCAGAAGACGUCACCAUGGACUCAAUCUACUUCAACAACCUUUCAUACUUUUCUUCGAAGCUUUCUGCUGGUGCCGCCAUCGAAACAUGCCGUGCAGUCGUUUCAAGAAAAGUCAAGAAUGCCAUAGCUGUUAUUCGACCUCCAGGACAUCAUGCCGAAGUCACUCGAACUAUGGGAUUCUGUCUGUUCAAUAAUGUCUGCAUUGCCUCAAAGGUAUGCCAAGAAGACUUCGGUAAUGAAUGUCGGAAGAUCUUGAUUGUGGAUUGGGAUGUACAUCAUGGUAAUGGUUGUCAAGGAGCAUUUUAUAAUGAUCCGAAUAUUCUCUAUAUUUCCCUACAUGUCCACAUGGACGGGAAGUUCUAUCCCUCUGGCCCCGAGGGUGACAUGUAUCACUGUGGCGCCGGGGCAGGACUUGGCAAAAACGUCAACAUACCCUGGCCUUCGAAAGGAAUGGGAGAUGGAGAUUAUAUGUACGCCUUCCAAAUGGUUGUCAUGCCCAUUGCGACCGAGUUUGAUCCCGAUUUUGUUAUUGUUGCUUCUGGAUUCGAUGCCGCAGCCGGUGACGAGCUUGGAGGUUGUUUUGUGUCCCCUGCUUGCUACGCUCAUAUGACACAUAUGCUCAUGUCACUUGCGGGUGGCAAGAUUGCCGUCUGUCUCGAGGGAGGCUACAAUUUCCAAGCCAUUUCCAAAUCCGCCGUCGCCGUGACACGAACCUUGAUGGGAGAGCCGCCAGAUCGUCUUCCUGCCACAGGUGCGACAGCUUCAGCCAUCGAUACGAUUGCAAAAGUACGAAACGUUCAGUCGAAGUAUUGGAGGAGCGUGUAUCCAAAAGAACCUGUCAGCGGAUCCUUUGAGGGCGAAAGACUACAUGACAUCAUCCGACAGUGGCAAGCGAUGCAUUUGUACGAUAAAUUCAAGUUGACUCAACUCCACGUCUUCCGUGAUACCGUCUCCAAGUCGUUUGACCAGCAGGUGCUGGCCUCACCAAAUUACGAAGCACGGAAAUACCUGCUGAUGAUUUUUCAUGAUUCACCUGAUCUACUCUUCGGCUCCAAUUCUGGCGUUACAACGCAACAAAAACCUCAGGAUACCUGGCUUGUUGACGGCGUACAGUCGUACAUACGCUGGGGAGUAUCACACAACUAUGGUGUCAUUGAUAUAAACAUUCCAGAGUUCAUCACUGUCGAUCCCAACACCGGGUCUUCGUCCUACGGAGAGUCGGGUGGGUAUGAAAAUAACAAUGUGGAAUACUCAAGCAAUCAAACAGACCUAGCACGGCGCGAAGGAGAAAAGCUCGCUUCUUACCUCUGGGAGAAUUAUGUUGAACCAUAUGAUUUCCCUGGUGGGAUAUUCUUAAUUGGAGCAGGCCAUGCAUUCCAUGCUGUUGCCAAACUGGUUUCCGAGAAUGAAAAUGUAUACCCCAACCUUACAGGAAUCAUUGGUUUCAUUUCGACCAAUCCGAUCCGACCCAUCUACAACCAUAACCAUCCAUGGCUCCCGCAAUGGUAUAAAGACAACUCUCAGAUUUUCGUUUCACGGGCACACAGUCUGUGGAAGAAAGACGGCAAAGCGUCCAAACGAUAUGGCACAUUAGUCCGAUCCGAGGGAUUACUCCUCAAUGAGAUGAUGAAGCUGCAUGAGAAAGAGGUCUUUGAGUGGAUCGCAGAAAAAGCUGACGUUGAAGGUGACGAGGACGAGGAGGAUGAAGAUGAAGACGACGAUGAAGCAGAGGGUAAGACUGAAGACGAGGAAGAUGCCGUCGCAGUCAAAACUUCUGGAGAUACCGAAAGUGACAACGAUACUCGAAACGUCCUAGGCGAGACGGCGACGGCCAACAACACACGUGGAGAAAGUGAUGGCGACACAAUCGACGACCCGGCUGAGACUGAAACGGCAAGGGCCCUCGACUCUACGUCUCACCAGUUCCUCGUUCCUGUCGUCCAGAGUACAGAUGGAACUUCGGAUGAAGGUGCUACGAGUGGUGGUGGUGGUGGUGGUGGUACCUCUGCCGGUGUCGCUACCAACACCUCAGGCCCGAACAACGGUGGCGAUGUGUACAUGACGACGGAAUAA